UGUAUGGCAAAUCCUCUUGUUCUUGGGAGAGUGAUAGGAGAUGUUGUCGAUUCAUUCUCUCCUAGUAUUAGGAUUACAGUGACUUACAACUCCAACAAGAAGGUCUAUAAUGGCCAUGAGUUCUUUCCUUCCUCACUUACCGUCAAGCCCAAGGUCGAAGUUCAUGGAGGUGAUAUGAGAUCCUUUUUUACUCUGGUCAUGACAGACCCAGAUGUUCCUGGUCCCAGUGAUCCAUACCUGAGGGAGCAUUUGCACUGGAUAGUGACAGACAUUCCAGGCACAACAGAUGUGACGUUCGGAAGGGAGGUGGUGAAGUAUGAGAUGCCAAGGCCAAACAUAGGGAUCCACAGGUACGUGUUCCUAGUGUUCAAGCAGAAAUGCAGGCAGGCCGAUUCCAUAUCAAUUCCUCCUUCGAGGGACCGAUUCAGCAGUCGCAUUUUUGCUCAAGAAAACGACCUUGGCCUUCCUGUUGCUGCUCUCUUCUUCAACGCUCAAAGGGAAACUGCUGCAAGAAGACGCUAAUUAAUUAUUUAACUAUAUUUAUAUAAUUAAUUAUCCCUACGUACCCUACCCACCUCUCAUUUUAUAUUCUAUAUCAUCCAUAUCCAUCA
This is a messenger RNA of Ziziphus jujuba (common jujube), 611 nucleotides long. RefSeq names its product protein SELF-PRUNING. The transcript is spliced from 4 exons. The record is from RefSeq and is a predicted model, not a curated record. Gene Ontology annotation, biological process: negative regulation of flower development; vegetative to reproductive phase transition of meristem. NCBI's taxonomy places the organism in Eukaryota, Viridiplantae, Streptophyta, Magnoliopsida, Rosales, Rhamnaceae. Bases 4 to 522 code for a protein of 172 amino acids. Gene Ontology annotation, cellular component: nucleus; cytoplasm.